AUACAGUGGAGUCAACUGAAUGGAAUAAACGCUGAAGCAAAGGCGUAAUCCCAUUUGCCGCCACCAAGUGGAGCUGUUUACACUGCACUAAUGGGCUGUUAAUCCUCUUAGCUCCCUCUAUCCUUAAGCCAUCUGCUCUCAGAUCCCACUCUGCACACACCUGAACAGGACAGCAAUUUACCACCAUGUACAAAAUGUACAGCGCUCAGUCGGACAAGGAGAGUGACGAUGAUAACAACUCACUCAACUCUUCUUUUUGGUCUGAUGGUGAGCGUCAGGAUGAGGAAGAUGAAGAGGAGAGGGUGGAGAUUCAGCAACCGGUCGAUGAAGAAGAAUCUAAACCUGCAGCAAAAGUAGAGGAAUCCCUUCAGGAGGAUUUAGGGGAGGAAAAGCCUGAGCUGAACAAACUGAACAAUGUUACAGAAGAAAAUCCAGAGGAGAGAACAACUGAUGAGGAUGACGACAAUGAUGACGACAGCGAAGGUGACAGUCAGAAUGAUGACAGUGAUGAUGAGGAUCACGAUGACGAUCACGCUGAUGAUGAUGAUGAAGACGAUGGUGUCAAUGAUGGCGACCCCAGUGAUGGGGAAAGGUGCAGCAGCAGCUCUGGUAGUCCAGCUCCAAGUCUGAUGACCUCUGGUUAUGGCACCUACAGACCAGAGGAGCAGGAGGCCGGAGACUACAGAGACAACCACACCAUUACAGAGUUUGACCAGGACAGUCAGGGAGACCUUUCUGAGGUGAGAGACGACGACGAUGAUCGGUCACUUUGCAGCUUCGGUGGGUUUGAUAUUGAACCCACACAUGAUCUGGACUAUGAGUCCGCUCAGCCGUUACAAGACGACAAACUCACCGAUGAAGUGGUUUGUUAUGAAGAUCCACAUGAAGAGGUCAACUUCACCAACAUGAAGGUGGAACAAGUGAAAAGUGAGGAUUCUGAGGAGAAAUAUGAGGAUUUGACAGAUACAAAAUCAGAAGAACAUCACCACCAUGUUACUGCAGCUGAAGACAGACUGUUGGAUGGAGAUCCUUUGGGUAGUGGAAGUGACUAUAAACUGAAUGAAGAAUAUGAAACGCCUGAAGCAGAGGAGCAGCAGUUUGAAGAGGAAGACAAUUUAGAGGAAGGGGGAUCUAAAAGGGAAGAUGAUCUGGAGAAAGCAGAGUUUGAAGAGGAAAGUAGUGUGGAAAAAAUGGAAUCGAAAGAGGAAAAUAAUUUAAAGAAAGUGGAGUCUGAGGGUGAAGAUGAUUCUUCAAGCAACAAGGACAUAAAGUUCAUUGACUCCAAAGUGGAUCUGAGCUGGUCCACGUACAGGAUGUUGGAGGAGUGGGAAGGAAACCUCAGACCAAGGAUGGAUGCUGCGAGUCGUCUGGAGGAGCGUCUGGCUGACCUGCAUUUGUCUCCGUCUGCUCAACAUGACUCCGAGAACGAAGACGUAACGAGUCGCAGCGACACCCAGAGCUCCGAGGCCGAGGGGAUGUCUCUGACAGCCUUCGAAUCCUACAUCAGAACCAUGACUCGAACUCGAAGCGACGGAGACAUCAGACCAAAACCCAAAUCUUUUAUCCGGCCAGUGCUGAGUCAGCCGAUCAUCAAAAAGACAGAUCCAGUGGCAAAGUACUUCCAGUAUAAACAGCUCUGGGAAAUGUUCAAACUUCCAGGAGAAAAAGACAGGAGAGAUCUUCGCUGGGAAAUACGGGAACGACUUGCAUACCAGCCUCCACCGCCGAAACCUCGCAGAGUUUUCGUACCGAACACCUACACUGUGCCGACGGAGAAAAAACGUUCAGCGCUCCGGUGGGAGAUCAGGAACGAUUUGGCCAAUGGCCUCCUUCCACACAAGUACAGCUACCGAUUUUAGGCCUUAACGUUUACAAAUGCCUUUUAGACUAUUUGAACCAGACUUUUACUUUUUUAAAUCAUUGUCACUAUUUAUUAAUGAUAUUUUUUUGUUAAACAUAAUAAACGUAAUGAAAACA
This is a messenger RNA of Sphaeramia orbicularis (orbiculate cardinalfish), 1977 nucleotides long. RefSeq names its product HYLS1 centriolar and ciliogenesis associated (gene hyls1). The record is from RefSeq and is a predicted model, not a curated record. The coding region runs from base 186 to 1859 and encodes 557 amino acids. The transcript is spliced from 7 exons. Gene Ontology annotation, biological process: cilium assembly. Lineage: Eukaryota; Metazoa; Chordata; Actinopteri; Kurtiformes; Apogonidae. Gene Ontology annotation, cellular component: non-motile cilium; centriole.